Messenger RNA from Chinchilla lanigera (long-tailed chinchilla), 4131 nucleotides. It is a transcript of the gene Nod1, whose product is annotated as nucleotide-binding oligomerization domain containing 1. The record is from RefSeq and is a predicted model, not a curated record. Gene Ontology annotation, biological process: regulation of apoptotic process. NCBI's taxonomy places the organism in Eukaryota, Metazoa, Chordata, Mammalia, Rodentia, Chinchillidae. Gene Ontology annotation, molecular function: protein binding.
CGCCGAGCUCCCCGGGCCGCCGCCCGCUUCCCCGCGCACCUAGCUCCUGCCUUUGCUUCCAGAUGCUGCGAGUCCUGCAGACCUAAGACGAAGGGCCGAGAAGAGGGGCCCUGGAGACUGAUCACUCUUCUGCCAGGAAGACACAUGCAGCCGAAGAUGAAUUUGGGGAAAGCAGCUGCUUGCUACCUGAGCUAUGGAGACGCAGGGCCAUCGUGAGAUGGAAGGCGGACCAUCCAAGUCUCAUUCCCACGCUGGAUUGUUGAAGGUCAGCCGAGAACUUCUAGUCACGCACAUCCAUAACAUCCAGUGUCUGGUGGACAACUUGCUGAAGAAUGACUACUUCUCAACAGAGGACGCAGAGAUCGUGUGUGCCUGCCCCACCCAACCUGACAAGGUCCGAAAAAUCCUGGAUCUGGUACAGAGCAAGGGCGAGGAGGUGUCCGAGUUCUUCCUCUACGUACUCCAGCAACUUGCAGAUGCUUAUGUGGACCUCAGGCCAUGGCUGUUGGAGAUCGGCUUUUCCCCUUCACAGCUCAUUCAGAGCAAAACUAUUGUCAACACUGACCCAGUGAGCAGGUACACCCAGAAGCUGCGACACCAGCUGGGCUGCGACUCCAAGUUCAUGCUAUGCUAUGCGCAGAGGGAGGAGCUGCUGCUGGAGGAGACGUACACGGACACCAUCAUGGAGCUGGUGAGCUUCAGCAAUGAGAUCCUGGGCAGCCUGAGCAGCCUGGCCUCCCUGCUGGACCCCAGCUCGGACGUCCUCAAUGAGCACGGCGAGACUGUGUUCGUGUUCGGCGACGCGGGCGUGGGCAAGUCCAUGCUGCUGCAGCGGCUGCGGAGCCUCUGGGCCUCGGGCCGGCUGGGCGCGGAAAUCAAGUUCUUCUUCCACUUCCGCUGCCGCAUUUUCAGCUGCUUCAAGGAGAGUGACACGCUGAGCCUGCAGGAUCUGCUCUUCAAGCACUUCUGCUACCCGGAGCAGGACCCCGACGAAGUGUUCGCCUUCCUGCUGCGCUUUCCUCAGGCGGCGCUCUUCACCUUCGACGGCCUGGACGAGCUGCACUCGGAUUUCGACUUGAGCCGCGUGCCCGACACCUGCUGCCCCUGGGAACCCGCCCACCCGCUGGUCCUGCUGGCCAACCUGCUCAGCGGGCGGCUGCUCCCGGGCGCACGAAAGCUGCUCACGGCGCGCACUGGCGUCGAGGUGCCGCGCCAGCUCCUGUGCAAGAAGGUGCUUCUCCGCGGCUUCUCACCCAGCCACCUGCGCGCCUACGCCCGGAGGAUGUUCCCCGAGCGCGCCGCGCAGGUGCACGUGCUCCAGCAGCUGGAGGCCAACCCCAACCUCUGCAGCCUGUGCGCCGUGCCGCUCUUCUGCUGGAUCAUCUUCCGCUGCUUCCAGCACUUCCACUCCGCCUUCGAGGGCUCCCCGCAGCGGCCCGCCUGCACCGUGACGCUGACCGACGUCUUCCUGCUGGUCACCGAGGUCCACCUCAACAGGACGCAGCCCUGCAGCCUGGUGCAGCGCAACACGCGCAGCACGGCCGAGACGUUCCUCGCGGGGCUGCACACUCUGUGCUCGCUGGGCCGGGUGGCCCGGAGCGGCAUGGAGCAGAGCCUCUUCGUGUUCUGCCCCGACGACCUGGAGGCCUCCGGGCUGCGGGAGGCGGACCUGGCGCUCGGCUUCCUGCGGACCUUGCCUGUGCUGGGCCCCUGUGAGGGGCAGCAGUCCUAUGAGUUUUUCCACAUCACCUUGCAGGCCUUCUUCACGGCCUUCUUUCUCGUGGUGGACGACAAGGUGGGCACGCAGGAGCUGCUCCGUUUCUUCCGAGAGUGGACGCCCCCCGGGGAGGCUGCGGCCGCGUCCUGCCUUCCUGCCUUGUUCCCUUUUGGGGGCCGGCGGGGUGGCCGCCCGGCGGGCUCCGACCCGUUCAAGAACAAGGACCACUUUCAGUUCACCAAUCUCUUCCUAUGCGGGCUGCUGUCCAAGGCCAGGCAGGAGCUGCUGUGGCACCUGGUGCCGGCCGCCGCCCUGAGGAGGAAGCGCCGGGCGCUGUGGGCACACCUGUGCGCCAGCAUGCGCGGCUACCUGAAGAGCCUGCCUCGGCUGCGCAGCGGGGGCUUCAACCAGGUGCAGGCCAUGCCCACCUUCCUGUGGAUGCUGCGCUGCAUCUACGAGACGCAGAGCCAGAAGGUGGCGCGGCUGGCGGCCCGCGGCGUGUGCGCCGACUACCUCAAGCUGACUUUCUGCAACGCCUGCUCCGCCGACUGCAGCGCCCUCUCCUUUGUCCUGCACCACCUGCACAAGCGCCUGGCCCUCGACCUGGACAACAACAAUCUCAACGACUAUGGCGUGCGCGAGCUGCAGCCCUGCCUCAGCCGCCUCGUCGUCCUCAGACUCAGCGUCAACCAGAUCACUGACAGCGGGGUACAGGUGCUGUGUGAAGAACUGACCAAGUAUAAAAUUUUGACAUAUUUGGGCUUAUACAGCAACCAGAUCACUGAUGUCGGAGCCAGGUACGUCGCCCAGAUCCUAGAGGAAUGUAAAGGCCUCGCACACCUUAAACUGGGAAAAAACAAAAUAACUAGCGAAGGCGGCAAGUGCCUCGCUCUGGCUGUGAAGAACAGCACGUGGAUCUCCGACAUUGGGAUGUGGGGCAACCAGAUCGGGGAUGAAGGAGCAAAAGCCUUCGCAGAAGCGUUGAGGAAUCACCCCAGUCUGACCUGGCUGAGUCUCGCAUUCAACGGCAUCUCUACGGAAGGAGGGAAGAGCCUUGCGCAGGCCCUGCGGCACAACACAUCUCUGGUGACAGUCUGGCUGACCCAAAACGAGCUCAACGACGAAGUGGCAGAGAGCUUCGCAGAAAUGCUGAGAGUCAAUCAGGCGCUGAAGCAUUUAUGGCUUAUCCAGAAUCAGAUCACAGCCAAAGGGGCUGCCCAGCUGGCAGAGGCGCUACAGGAGAACACUGGCAUAACGGAGAUUUGUCUACAUGGAAACUUGAUAAAGCCAGAGGAGGCCAAAGCCUUUGAAGAGGAGAAGCGGCUCAUCUGUUUCUGAGAGGACUUUCCUGGGUGGGGGUCUUCACCCCAGUGACUUCUCAGCAUCAGACACUGCUCUGUGCAGUUGCGUGCAUGGUGCCCUGCGGGGGCUGCUGCAAGAGGACUGCCGGGAUCCCACUCUCCCCCAAGCAAACCAACCUCCUCACAGACACCCAGCUGGCAGGUGCGCUGCCCACGCAGCUGUGAGGAUUCUGCAGAAGCUGAGUUUGUCUUGUGAGCCACUGUAGUUCCUGCCAAACAGUGGCAUGUUUUCUCUCCUGUGAAGAGACUUAACUGCAUCUCCGUAUAUUAUUCUACCUGAAGCUGGGGGAAUAAGACAGAGGAGAACAGAAGAUGCUAAUCUCAGCUUAUACAGGUGCUGCCCUGAGUCCCAGCUGGAGCCCUGGUCUCUGAUGUCUUCAUGAAAGAGCUGAGGAUGUGUUUCCAACUUUCACGGAAAGAAGGUGCUCAAUGAACGGGAAGUGUUGUGCUGAAACACCUCCCCACCCCUUGCUCCCCGUGGGUUGGUCCUUUCCCACUUCACAGCUGUAGACACUGAGGUGUAGACGAUGGAGACUGGGUUCAGCCAAGUUCCUCAGGAGAGAAAGAGCCCAUCAGAGGCCUUGGUGUCAGUCCUAGAGUCUUGCUGCCUGCCUAAGCAGGUCAGAGGAUGCCCUCUUAGCUGGUCUAAGAGAAUAGAUGGGGCCUUCACGCUGUGGAGUUCCUACUCUGGGCUGUGUCUGUGUCAGCUGAUCUCCUUGGAAGACUGCAUCCGGGUGCCGACACCCCUGUCAGAAGAAGACAUGGGAAGAAACCACUCGUGUGCUUCAAGUAGGACCCGGCCUCCAAAUGGAAGCUUUUCUCUCCUUGGCUCUUGAAAGGGGAAGUCUCUUCCUGCUCCUGAGCCAUUGGAGGGAGAUUGCAUACAGCCAGGACUCAGAGAACUAGCCCCGGACCCCACCAGCAAAGCAUGGUAGUCAGACACCCACCACCAUGGCCGGCACAUGGUACAUGCUCAUUGGGGUAGGGUGGUGAUAUUUCUAAAUAACCUGUCCUUUUGCCAUCUCAUUUGUUAAUAAAAUAAUGAAAAUACUA